This is a messenger RNA of Dreissena polymorpha, 1942 nucleotides long. RefSeq names its product protocadherin Fat 1-like. Gene Ontology annotation, cellular component: membrane. The transcript is spliced from 10 exons. Gene Ontology annotation, molecular function: calcium ion binding. NCBI's taxonomy places the organism in Eukaryota, Metazoa, Mollusca, Bivalvia, Myida, Dreissenidae. Gene Ontology annotation, biological process: homophilic cell-cell adhesion. The record is from RefSeq and is a predicted model, not a curated record. The coding region runs from base 1 to 1779 and encodes 592 amino acids.
AUGGACGCUGAAGGUGAUUCUCUCAACUACACGUGCACAGUUGACAAUAGCAACAAUCCGCUCACGUGCUUUGUCGCCUCCAAUUCUUACCCGUCCAUCAUCAAUCUCCCAUUCGUAAAACAUGUACCGGAAGACAGUGUCAUAGGGACCGUUCUGUUCACACCGGAAGUAGAGGAUAUUGACCUUCCUGUGGAACCAAAGACAUUCGACAUGACCGUGUUACCGGCCUCGGCGUCUGGGUACUUCUCACUCGAUAAAUCAACGGGAAGCGUAAUACUCUCGAAGAAAUUGGACUAUGAGUCACUGCAGAAAUACUCCGUACUGAUGAGGGUGCACGAUACGUACCUGCGCAGUCAAAGUUCCAAGGUGCUCGUUAUUAACGUCACUGAUGUUAACGAGCCGAAUAGAAUCAGUGCCAAGUUCACAACUAAGACCUUUAAGGAGACAAAGAAAAGGGGAACCAAGUUCGAUUUUGAACUCGAAUGCUCUGACGAGGAUUUUUACGACCAACAGACCUUGACAAUAGUCAGUGGGACUUACAAGGAUUAUUUUAGUUUGAACAAUUCGGACAGGAAGAUUUACCUGGAGAAGGUGUGGGAUUUGGAAGACCCAGUGACUAGACUGCCCUCCUCCACGAUGAUUACGGUCCAGUGUGAAGACAGUGCCAACCACACAGCCAUUGAGUACCUCGAGUUUGUCAUUGAAGACGUUCGAGAACAGAGACCGGAUAUAUCGUACGCGUUGCCUAGUGGUGAAUCUACAUUGAUUUUACAGAUCAACUCCAGCACACCAUUGGCACUGGUACUGCUUACUGUCACGGUCCAUUUGAACGCUAAUGAGCGAGAUAUAUUUUCCUUCGGAAUCAUCGGCAACGGUCUUGGACGCAAAUACUUUCGCAUGGAACGAGUAUACCCUAGGAAGAGAUCCACGGAUACGGUUCAGGCACAAUUGAAAUUGCGGCAACCAAUGAAGCUUAAUUACCAUAAGUCAUUCUCCUUCAACAUAAAGGUAAGCGAUGGCGGCACACCACCGUUAAUAUCGGCCAUUCCUAUGUCGGUGAACUACACAGCCGACGCGCAUGUUCCUAAGGAGGCGGACAUUAACAAAUGCGUCACGUGCUCACACACCGGAAGAAGCCUGAUUGGCAUGCUCGUCGUCGAGUGUCUCAUAAUUGCUGGGCUCUUUGUACACGGUCUGGUCGCCAUGGGAAUCAUUUGUAAAUCGAACAACAGGCUAAAGAAGCUGUUCUCAAAGGCCGGCAAGAAAAUCUACAAGGGACGUUGGAAAAUAACUUCGAAUCCGGCCAAAACACGUUUUAAACCCCGCAACCAGGGACUCAAUGCUGGUGGCAGCCGAUCGAAGCCAGAUUCAGCGAUCCCUUCUAGCAGUUCCUCGUCUUUAGAGGGCGAGGAGGAGGUGUCGGGGAGCAGGAGAGCUGACCAUGUUGCCCGACAUAAGUUUCACGCUAAACGGUACACAACUGGCAUGGAUUGGGGACCAAGCACGAGUACAGGACUGCCCCGCCCGAUAUAUAGCCAAGAUGUUACCGGGGAAACAGAACCGGAAGGCAUCGGCCGGACGUUGGCGCAAAUUGUGCGUGAGAGAAGGAAGGUUCGCAAAGAAGAGUCUAUAAUUAUUUCCCGGGUCCUUGGACGUAAAAAAUCAAGUGGCGGCGAUUCGAGGUCGAAGCUGGCGUUUGGUCUGCCUAUAAAGAAUGUGACGUCAUCGGGAGCUUUGCCUGGAGGAAUUUACGCGGGAAGGGAGGGCUAUGAGACAUAAUAGUGACAGUAAAACACCGCAAAUAUGUGUGUACCGAUGUGACUUUGUUCAAAGACCUAUAGAAUACAUGUAUUCUAUAGGUCUUUGCUUUGUUAUAUAGUGCAUACUGUUGUUACAGUGUUUUAUUAGUAAAAUAAAAAAAUGCACGUGUGAUGCAGAUUUA